AUGAAGAGACCAGAAGGUGUCAGAGUUGUCGACUGGAGGAACCAGGAGGUCCAAACCAGCUACUGGGAAGACCACGGUCAAUGCCAAACUGUACAGAAAGCAAAAUGCGUGGACAUCGCCUUAAGUUCUUGUACUGACGUUGCCUAUACUCAAACGAUGUAUCCUAAUUUCCUGGAUCAGAAGACUCGAGAAGUGAUUGAGUACAGCUCUGAGUACAUUCUCAUCAGCGUGCUGCACAACUUGCUCCAGGGAGAAUGCAAUCCCGACCUGCGGCUCCUGGGCUGCUCGGUGCUGGCCCCGCAGUGUGAAAAGGACAAAGUUAUAAAGCCCUGCAGGCAUGUCUGUGAAAACCUGAAAAAAAAUUGCCUCCCUGCUUUUGAUGCAAUAGACAUGGCUUGGCCCUACUUCUUAGACUGCGACCGCUUUUUCGCGGGGGAAGAAGAGGGAUGUUUUGACCCGCUGGCAAAGCUGCGAGGAGAAGUAGAUUUUGAAGAAGAUUUGCCUUCAGACUUGCCAGCAACUUUUAUUCAGUUCAAACAUCAUUCAUAUUCCCAAAUGGUGAGCACAUUGAAGAAGACUGCUUCUAAAUGCUCCCAUAUUGCGACAACUUACAGCAUAGGUCGCAGUUUUGAAGGGAAGGAUCUUUUUGUGAUUGAGUUUUCAACCAAGCCUGGACACCAUGAACUGCUCAAGCCAGAGUUUAAGUACAUUGGCAAUAUGCAUGGAAACGAAGUUGUGGGGAAAGAACUGCUAAUAUACCUCGCGCAGUAUCUGUGUUCGGAGUAUCUUCUCGGGAACCCUCGCAUCCAGACUUUGAUUAAUAAUACCAGAAUUCAUCUCCUGCCUUCACUCAACCCUGAUGGGUACGAACUGGCUGCAGAAGAGGGAGCUGGUUACAAUGGAUGGGUCAUCGGCCGACAGACAGCUCAGAACUUGGACCUGAACAGAAAUUUCCCUGAUUUGACAUCUGAGGCUUACAGAAGAGCUGGGAUUCGGGGGUCCCGCCUUGACCACAUCCCCAUUCCACAAUCCUACUGGUGGGGUAAG
This is a messenger RNA of Phaethon lepturus (White-tailed tropicbird), 1047 nucleotides long. RefSeq names its product carboxypeptidase Z-like. Lineage: Eukaryota; Metazoa; Chordata; Aves; Phaethontiformes; Phaethontidae. Gene Ontology annotation, molecular function: zinc ion binding; protein binding; metallocarboxypeptidase activity. Gene Ontology annotation, biological process: proteolysis. The transcript has 6 exons. The annotation marks the transcript as partial. The record is from RefSeq and is a predicted model, not a curated record.